AUGUCGUCGGAAGAGCCUUUUGCGUCGGAGGGGCACAAGACGGACGAGCAAUUGGCGAUUGAGCAGGAGCAGCAGGACGAAGAGCGCGAGACGUCGCUUGCGUUUCAGAAAGAGACCCGCGAUGUCGAAUCACCAUCAGCCACGGCACCCGUCGACACAGCGCCAGCUAACGAAGAGGUAGUGGAAGAGGUUGCUGCUGUGGAAGAGGCAGUUGGAGGCACAACCAAACCAGCAAAGAGUGGUAGGAAGAGUCGAUCAUCAGGCGAGGCUGUUGAGGUGGAGCCUCGCAAGAAGGCGCGGCGUAGCGAAGCACCCCUCGACGAAAACGUUCGACUGGACCGUCUACGUCAGGCACUCUUCCGCUUCCUGGAUCUGAUCGAACACAGGGCCACGGCUAGUAGCUUUGCGAAAGCGUUGCCGCACAUUGACGUCGAGUCGGUGGAAGCGCUACGCAUGCAGUUCGUCAGCCAGCUCAUGGAAGCGAUCAUCGACGAGAGCGAGAAACUCAUCGAGUCCAACGAGCUCGAAGCCAAGCUGGCUUCGCUACACCGACUUGCGCACGAGGCAGACGCGAGGUUCCAUGCAGGCUACGCCGAGGGAGCGGAAGAGCUCAAGGACGUUUGGCGCAAAGAACUCGACCUCGAUACGGCCAUCUCGGCCCGUGCCAUCCCAGACCAACAACGAAGAGUCGAUCAACUCAAGCAGGAACUCGACCAAGUCAGGAAGCAGAACAACGACAUUCACGCCACACUGCUCCAGACCCAGAAGAGGGCGAAUGCUAUCCAGCAAGAUGCAAGAGAGUCUCUCAACGCUCUGGAAUCGGCAAUCAAGGGUCUGGAAGCAACACCAGAGAUGCAGAACCAGCUGCGCCAAACUAUGGACGACCUCCUACACGAUCUUGGCGCGCGCGUCUGA
Messenger RNA from Moesziomyces antarcticus, 915 nucleotides. RefSeq lists its product as uncharacterized. NCBI's taxonomy places the organism in Eukaryota, Fungi, Basidiomycota, Ustilaginomycetes, Ustilaginales, Ustilaginaceae. The record is from RefSeq and is a predicted model, not a curated record. The transcript is spliced from 2 exons. Gene Ontology annotation, cellular component: MIS12/MIND type complex. Bases 1 to 915 code for a protein of 304 amino acids. Gene Ontology annotation, biological process: chromosome segregation.